Hydra vulgaris (swiftwater hydra) is the source of this 1826-nucleotide messenger RNA. Its product is annotated as sodium-coupled monocarboxylate transporter 1. Gene Ontology annotation, cellular component: membrane. Gene Ontology annotation, molecular function: symporter activity. Lineage: Eukaryota; Metazoa; Cnidaria; Hydrozoa; Anthoathecata; Hydridae. The record is from RefSeq and is a predicted model, not a curated record. Gene Ontology annotation, biological process: transmembrane transport; sodium ion transport.
AGUAAAAAUUUAAAAUGGCUGCUAGCGACACAAUUAAUACAAACACUUUUUCAAUACCUGACUAUUUGGUAUUUGCAGCCACUUUAAUGAUUUCAAGUAUAAUUGGUUUAUAUUUUGCUUGUGGCGGAAAACAAACAAAUACAAAAGAAUAUCUGAUGGCUGGUCGUGAAAUGCAUUGGUUUCCACUGUUUGUGUCACUCCUUGCCUCCUACUUAUCAGGAGUUACGCUAUUAGGUGUACCUUCUGAAAUUUUUACUUAUGGGAUACAAUAUAUUGUGUUGUGUCUGUCGUAUGUGUUUAUAGUGCUUAUAAGCUCGACAAUCUUUUUACCGAUUUUCUACAAAUUGCAAAUGGUCAGCUCAAAUGAGUACUUGGAAAGAAGGUUUACACCUGGUGUCAGAUCAUUAGGAUGUUUUCUAGUAAUGACACAAUCUAUACUAUAUCUUGCAGUGGUAUUGUAUGCUCCAAGUUUAGCAUUAGAAUCAGUUGCAGGAAUACCACUCACAGCAACCAUUAUUAGCACAGGUCUUGUUUGUACUUUUUAUACAACAUUGGGUGGAAUGAAGGCAGUAAUUUGGACAGAUGUGUUUCAAGCUGGUAUAAUGGUGACUGGACUUGUUGUUGUAAUGGUUAUUGGACUUAUAGAAAUUGGUGGCUUUUCCAACUUGAUUAACAUAGCAAAAAAAGGAGAGAGAAUGACACUCUUUGACUUUAAUCCAGAUCCAACAGUUAGGAAUACAUUUUGGACACUAACCAUUGGUGGUACUUUUAGUGGAUUGUCUGCAUGGACAGUUUCUCAACCUACUGUUCAACGAUUCCAAGCUGCAAAAAGCAUUGCUGAAGCUAAAAGGGCGCUUUUGAUGAAUAUGCCAGGUCUUAUAUUUAUUGUUUUACUAUGUGCAAUGGAUGGUUUGAUUAUUUAUGCAGUCUACCAUGAAUGUAAUAUUGGAGUAAAUGGAAUAAAAGCUGUGAAGAGUAAUGAUCAGGUGCUCCCGUAUUUUAUCAUUCAUAAAAUGGGUCAUCUGAAAGGUGUUGCUGGUUUAUUUAUAUCAUGUUUGUUCAGCGGAUCCUUGAGUACAGCAUCUUCAAGUUUAAACUCAAUGGCUGCUAUUGUGUUAGAAGACAUUGUCAAAAAAAUAAAACCUGGUAUAUCUGAAGUUGCAUCAACCUUUGUUUCUAAAACUAUUGCUUGCUGUUUGGGACUUGUUGUUAUUGGUUUAGCACUCUUAGUGUCGCUGUUUGAUUCCAUGGUUUUGCAGCUUGGAUACACAAUUUCUGGUAUUAUUGGUGGUCCUUAUCUUGGUUUAUUUUUUCUAGGGAUGAUGGUGCCUUUUUCUAACACUAAGGGAGCAUAUUAUGGAACUUUUUUUGGUUUAUCUAUAAUGAUUUGGUUAUCGAUUGGUGUAAAGAUGUAUCCUCCAAAUACACACGAGGCAGUGAGCUAUGUAUAUAAAUGUCCAGGUUUCAAUAGUACUAAUGCAACAAUGGAUUGGCAAAGGGGAAGUGGUGUAAUAAGACCUGUUUAUAAAGUACCAAACAUUAAUCCACAGCUUGCAUCUUGGUAUUCAGUGUCAUAUCUCUGGUUUGCUGCAAUUGGCGUGAGUUUUACAGUGGCUGCCGGUUGUUUGUUUUCUUUAAUAUUUAAAGAAGAAAAAAAAGUGGAUGACAGACUAUUAUUUGAUUACAAAGCUUUCUUUCAUUCUCUAAUUCCUUCUUGCUGUAGAAAGAACUAUUAUACAAUUGAUGAUGAUUCAAAGAGUUUUAAAAAUCUCGGUUCAAUUCAAAAUUUUCCAUCAACAAAAAAACUGUUUGAAGAACAACUAUAA